AUGGCCGCCAUCAUCGACCGGUUGUCCUCCGAGGGACCUGGCGAGUCUGCCGGCUUCCUGAACGACAUUGUAGCACAGCUCUGGCCCAACAUUGACGCUGCCGGUAGCAAGAUGAUCAAGGACAUCGUGGACCCAAUGUUCAAGACGAUGCUUCCCGGCCCGCUGGCGACGCUGCACUUCACACACGUCGAGCUGGGCGACGUCCCGUUCAAGUUCUCCGACGUGCGGGUCACCAAGACGCCCCUCGACGGCAUCAAGCUCGACCUCCAGGUCAACUGGGCUGGCAAGUGCGAUAUUGAGCUUGAUGCAGACAUGUUUCCCAAGGUGGGCGUCAAGAGCGUCGAGCUGCAUGGCAGGCUCAGUGUCCUGCUCUGCCCCCUGACCAACGUGAUUCCACUGAUCGGCGCGGCCCAAGUGGCCUUUGUCAACCCGCCCGAGCUCAAGCUCGACUUCACUGGCGCCGCCAAUAUUGCCGACUUCUCCGUGCUCGACAACGCGGUGCGCAAGGUGAUCCUUAGCGUCAUCAACGGCAUGUUCACCCUGCCGAACCGGUUCCUCGUCAAGAUGGACUCCAACGCCGACUACUUCAAGACCUAUCACUACCCGCUCGGCGUGGUGCGCGUCACCGUCGACAAAGCCUGGGGCUUCGCCGAGGAGGCCCAGUCCAAGGCCAAGAAGCUGCUCUCGAAGCUCACGCGCGCGAGCCCAGACUGCUACGCGACCGUGCAGGUCGGCGCGGAGGAGGAGUGGCGCACGACGACCAAGAACAACACGACGACCCCGGCCUGGGGCGAGACGCACGACUUUGUGGUGUCGGACUUUGACCAGCUCAUCGUGGCCAACGUGCACGACCACGACGUCGGGUCGGACGACCACGUCGGCCUGGCCACCGUCUCGGUCAAGGACAUCCUGCUGGCCGGCGGCAAGAAGGAGCUGGCCAUGGUGUACCCCGGCGGCGAGGAGACGGGCGGCCGCAUCGCACUGUCGGCAGAGUUCUUCGAGUUUGCCCCCGAGGACAGCAGCUUCUCUGCCUCGUCGCACAAGGGCGACGACAAGCUCUGCGGCGUGCUGAGCGUGCUCGUCGCGGGCGCGCUGGGGAUCAAGGGCCCCCGCGAGGAGCUCAAGCCCAGCAUCGUCGUGACCUGGGGCGACAAGCACCGGUUCCAGACCGCCGUCAAGGCGGACGCGCCCGGCACGGACAUCAACAACCCCAGCUUCGACCAGCAGUUCCGCAUCCCGCUGACCUCGGACCUCGUCGGUUCUUCGGCGGCGCCGCUGAGGAUCGCGUGCCUGAACGGCGAGCAGGAGGUCGGCAGUGUAGAGAUCCCCUUUGCGGAUGUCCUCAAGGCGCCCGAGCAGGUACUGCAGGACCAGUUUGACCUGGGCAAUGGGACAAAAGUCAGGGCUUGCUUCACCCUGCGUGGUGUCAAGGCGGCCAAGCUGAGCGAUACCGCGCUGCCCACCAGAGAGAAGUGA
Microdochium trichocladiopsis is the source of this 1476-nucleotide messenger RNA. RefSeq lists its product as uncharacterized. The record is from RefSeq and is a predicted model, not a curated record. NCBI's taxonomy places the organism in Eukaryota, Fungi, Ascomycota, Sordariomycetes, Xylariales, Microdochiaceae. The transcript has 4 exons. Bases 1 to 1476 code for a protein of 491 amino acids. Gene Ontology annotation, molecular function: lipid binding.